Blastomyces gilchristii SLH14081 is the source of this 4040-nucleotide messenger RNA. RefSeq names its product Ca2+:H+ antiporter. Gene Ontology annotation, cellular component: endomembrane system; membrane. The coding region runs from base 391 to 3759 and encodes 1122 amino acids. Gene Ontology annotation, molecular function: calcium:proton antiporter activity. Gene Ontology annotation, biological process: calcium ion transmembrane transport; intracellular calcium ion homeostasis. The record is from RefSeq and is a predicted model, not a curated record. The transcript has 5 exons. Lineage: Eukaryota; Fungi; Ascomycota; Eurotiomycetes; Onygenales; Ajellomycetaceae.
AGUCAACAACUGCAGAUGACUUGACCAGCAGCCAACGGACUUGGUCUGAUAUCUCCGCCGAUUCCGCUGCUAACUAGAUCACCAGCAAUCUUCCUCCUGUGCUGGUGAGGAGGUUUGUGGCCUCCGUUCCUGCCGGACUGGUUAAACCCCCGGACUACACCCAGAUAGCUUCGUUUUAAGAGCUUUAGCUAGCCCAUGUUAUAUCUCAGCUUUGAUUAUUCACUGCUACAAAAAUAAGCUAGAGUAAUAUAUUGUUCAUCGAUAGUUCACUUUCACCCUGAUAUGAAGUUUCGCCGCAAUCACUCUUGGAAAAGCCCUUUCCUGCGCUGCCAGAGCUCUCCCAAUUGCCCCAAAACAGACCGGUGAUUCUCGCUCCAUCUUUUCAACACCAUGGCGUCCCCCGAUGGCCAAGGUCCUCAGGAUCAGCCACGGUCUACGCCAACCUCGUCGUCAUCGUCGUCAACGUCGUCAACGAGUAUUCCCAUUAUCCCAAUAAGGCAAGCUUCUCAGGCGUCACCAGCUACCCCGCGGGGAGGCGCUAGGCCGGUGGAACCGCAGUCCAGGACAACCUAUGGGACAAUCGACUCGCAAGAUACUAGUGGUCUCGAAUCUCGUCCUGAAGAGACCCCUCUAACGACAUACGAGCCUAUCCGAGCUCCUCCCACCGCGGCGCAAUCGUCGGAUCGAACACCCAAAAAGCCCCCAACCCUACGCAGAACCUCUACCAAACCAUAUAGAGGCCAGGAAUUUUCGGUAGAUGAUGACCCAAGGGAAUAUGAGGAAGACAAUGCCCUUUAUAGACACGCCUCCGGGAGGUCGACUGCGUCACUACGUCGAAGGGGUCCUCAUAUACAGCAAUCUGUUCUCCAGCGUGUUGAUUCGAGGGAUGAAGGUUCCGAUGAUAUAUCACCGGCUGAAUCCAGUGGACGCCUAGGUGGUCGGGGAGAACACUCUGCGCUCAACAUGAGCGUUGACGGUGAUGACGAUUCUCGUAGCGAUGUGAGUGAUGCGGAAAGCUUCACGCUCAAGGACCGUCAACAAGCCAUCAAUGAGACCCAUCCGUUUGGUAUAAGGAUUUGGAAACCUGCUCUUUACAAAAAGUUCCGGUCUGUUGAAAAGACUGCAGAGGGAGAUAUCCAUUCAGUGCCUGGAGAGCGAGUUAGCAAUUGGCUCUCCCUGACCAAUUUUCUAUGGUCCAUCAUUUUCGGUUGGUGGCUGGCACUGGCUAGCCUUCUUGGCGCCGCCGCCUGCUUCCUCUUUGGUUUUUCGCCUGAUGCUCGGGCUUAUGGGAAAGUGUUUUCCCACCUGUCUCUUUAUCUUCUCUACCCCUUUGGAUCCUUUGUCCGACUCGAAUCCGAUGAGAACUACGCAGACGAAGAUGAAGGUGAAGGUCGGAGUAUCAGCGAGUAUGAGCAAUGGCAGAGCGGUGACCUUGAACAUGGAAGACUUUUCUUUGGCCCCGUUCCUGGCAGAUCUUUGGUAGGACGCCGCAGAAACAGCCUUGACUCAGCUAGUGAACAUGAUAGCCUCCUGGGAAGGACAGGGAGAGGAUCCCAGGAUGAAAGUUCUUCAAGGAACAAAAGGCGCUUUUUCGGUCGCGGAGAGUGGACUGUUGGAAGAGUCAUAUUUUAUACUUGGUUCUACUUCGUGGUCGGUCCGUUGAUGCUUCUUGUGUCCCUUGUCUGCUGGAUGAUGGUUUUCUGGAUCCCUAUGGGCAGAGUCACUCUCAUUUUAUUCUACCAUCUUCGACGCCACCCUCUAGCACUCUCAUUCCAUUCAGAUUCAACCUACACUCGGUCUCCAUCUCGACCCUCUUCUUCGAUAUUACUUUGUACCUACCGCGCCGCCGGCUAUAAGUAUUGGAAAUAUACCAUUGAUGGAACCAAUAUCUUCUUCAUUAACCUUCUUGCCAUCGUCCUGUUCACUAUUCUAGAUUAUUACGUUCUGCACAGGAUGCUGAACGUAAAAUCAGGGAUAACUCAUCCGGGCUUGAUAUUUUCGUUGGCCCUAGUCUCCAUCAUCCCUCUGGCAUAUUUCAUCGGGCAAGCUGUUGCAUCCAUUUCAGCUCAAUCAUCAAUGGGAUUAGGUGCUGCUGUGAAUGCCUUCUUUUCGACUGUGGUCGAGGUAUAUCUUUAUUGCAUUGCUCUGACAGAAGGCAAAGCCCAGCUCGUGGAAGGGAGUAUUAUUGGGAGUAUUUUCACGGGUAUCCUCUUUCUUCCUGGACUGUCAAUGUGUUUUGGUGCCAUUAGACGCAAAACCCAACGGUUCAAUGUUAAAUCUGCCGGAGUUACGUCGACAAUGCUACUAUUCGCUGUUAUCGCUGCAUUUGGCCCUACCCUUUUUUAUCAAGUUUAUGGGACUCAUGAAUUAAAGUGCAUGUCCUGUACCACUACUGGCUUGGGGGGAGAAAGGGACUGCCGCCGGUGCUACUUCUCAGAAAUACCUGAGAUCCAUGACAAAUUUUUCCUUCAGGCUGUGCAGCCGUACUCCUGGUUUGCUGCCGUUCUGCUUUUCUUGUCCUACGUAAUCGGGCUCUGGUUUACUUUGAGGACCCAUGCUGCUGUUAUCUGGGCUAGCGAGCCCGAGGAGAAAAAGGCUCUACACAUGGCAACGCACCCACAUACCCCACAUCUCGUGCCACAAGAAUCCAGUGGCUCCAUCGGAAAGUCCAAACAGCCUACGUCCGCUAACGGGCAACAGGAAGGUCAUGGAAGUACUCAUCAUCGAAGGGGAUCUGUUCGAGAUUCUCCGCUGUACACUCGCAUUCUGGGUCAGUCAUUGAAAUAUGUUGGCCUGGCACCGAGAUCGAACGAGGGUAAUUCGGAGCAACGUCCAAACCAAUCCGGAAACGAAAAUAUUACUCCUCGCUGUAUUCCUCCCAAGAACCAUGAUACCAUAGGUGCAACCAUGUCCCUACCUGGCCUAUCGGAAGAACAGAAUGAAAUCUUUGUCCGUAAGGUCGCGGAGGUAGCUGCCACUGCCGCUGCUGUGGCAGUCCAUGAUGUUUCAGCCCGACCAAGAAGACCACCAAUUGUCUCUCACACCUCUGAGCAUGCCCUGAACAAACCCGUUGGCGGAUCCGGCGUACUCGUCCCUGAAGAUGGGGAGGAAGCCGGGCUGUUUGCUGAAGCACACGUUUCUGUGGGUGGCCACGACGCGCCAAAUUGGAGCAAGUUGAAGAGCUCUGUCAUUCUUCUAGGCGCCACGUUGCUAUACGCGGUCAUCGCUGAGAUAUUGGUAAAUACAGUUGAUAGUGUGCUGGACAACUUUGAUAUCGAUGAGAAAUUUCUGGGUAUUACACUCUUUGCGCUGGUCCCGAAUACUACGGAGUUCUUGAAUGCCAUAUCAUUCGCCAUGAACGGAAACAUAGCUCUAUCGAUGGAGAUCGGUUCCGCAUAUGCCCUCCAAGUGUGCCUUCUGCAGAUACCCGCAGUGGUGUUAUUCAGCGCCAUAUACGCCCAAUUCAUAGACCCAAAGGAGCUCCUACAGCACUCUUUCAAUCUCAUAUUCCCGCAAUGGGACAUGAUCACCGUCAUCCUCUGCGUCUUCCUUCUAUCAUACAUGUACGGCGAGGGAAAGAGUAACUACUUCAAAGGUUCCAUCCUGGUCCUCACAUACCUGUUUGUGAUUGCCGGCUUCUAUCUCUCUGCCUUUAACGAUAUAAACGCCAUGCGCGUUGAUCCCGUUGAUAGCUUGGCAAUGGGGCAGAGUGCUGUGUUUCGGACGGUGGGCAGGGGGAAGGGAGGAAGGGCUUAUUAACGAUGCUAUCCUUCAAGAUUCGCCUCUGUCUUUCUCGAAAGGGGCUCUGAUGACUGGCUUUUACCGACUAGGAAUAUGGGGAGGUAGAAGAUUUUGGGUUAAUGACUGAAAUGGGUAGGUAAAGGUGUGAUUUAUUUUAUUAUUAUUAAUAUGCGGCGAUUGUGCCAUGUUAUGACAGUCAUGGAUCUUGCGAGUGAUACAGUUAUUGGGCAUCGUUUUGAUAGCUGAAAUAUUGUAUCUACGUCAUCUCCUGAUACCUUGGGGCCUGCUUGCUCUUUUUU